Alnus glutinosa is the source of this 1613-nucleotide messenger RNA. RefSeq lists its product as uncharacterized. The record is from RefSeq and is a predicted model, not a curated record. The transcript is spliced from 2 exons. The coding region runs from base 206 to 1126 and encodes 306 amino acids. NCBI's taxonomy places the organism in Eukaryota, Viridiplantae, Streptophyta, Magnoliopsida, Fagales, Betulaceae.
UCCUCCCCUGGCCUCUUCGACCACCUCAUCAAACACCUUCUCAAAGUCUUAUUUCCACAUGGAAUGUGCUUUGUCCCGAGUUAAUCGCACAUGGUGUCAUAUCCCACGUAGCUUUCCCAAGUUAGUCAGCCCCCCGGCCAUUUUUAUAGAAGAAACCCAUGUGGAUGCUUUUAGUGUGUUGAGGUGUAAGAUCAUUUGAGCAAGCAUGGAGCAUAUUGACGACGACCCUUUUGAGUCCUCUUCUAGUAGAGACAAAAAGGUGGAAGCUUUGGAUCUUUUGGAGGAGUGUUGGUUCUUUAACAACUCGCUUAAUACAAGAACAAGGAUGUCAAGGUGCUUUUCUGAUCUUUGUCCUUCCUCAGAUGUUUGCCAAGAGAUGGUGGUCAAGAAUUUAUGGGGUGAAAACGCUUUGUCAACAAGGAAGCUCGGAGAGCACGAAAGCAAUCACAGAUUGGAUCGGAAUUCGUUUCAAACGCCAACGCAGUUGCCAACUUGUAUGGGGAGGGAAGAAGGAAUUCAAGAAAAACAGAGUGAUAGCAGAAGGACCAAAUUGACAGGGCAGUCAACGCAUCGCAGUUUGCUUAGAACACCGUCCCUACCACCACGGUUAGGGAGGGAAGAAAUAGUUCAAGACAGAGAAAGUGAUCCUCCAAUGAGGAAAUCUACUAGGCAAGCAUCACCGAACCUUUCGCGACAUGAGGACAUGAGACAAAGCUAUAGUCUUCCGAGAUACAGACCACAAAGGAACAUGGAGGUGGAAGCCAUCAACACAAACUGUACCAAUGAAAUGAAGCAGCGACUGGUUAACCAGACCAAGUUGAGGAAGAGCCUAAGCGAUCUUGAGUUAGAAGAAGUGCAAGGAUUCAAGGACUUGGGUUUCACAUUUGAGAAAGAGUUAAGCCCAACUGUGGUUAAAAUGCUUCCUGGCUUGCAAGAGAAGAAGCCCGAGGAUUUGGAGCAAGAUCAUAAGGUAGUGAGGAGGCCUUAUCUUUCUGAGGCAUGGCUUGUGCAGAGCUCUGCCCCUCCAAUUCCAAAUUGGGCUCCCAAGGGGUCUACAGAAGACAUGAAAGCACAAAUCAAGUUUUGGGCUAGAAUUGUGGCAUCUAAUGUGCGCCAAGAGUGUUGAUGACAAGAACCAAGAGAAUUUCCUGAUUCUUAUGCGCAGUUUCACUAGACAGAUCAAGAAAACGUUGUUGGCUACUUCGGGGGAGCCGGGACUCCUAAUGCAGCAAUCAACAUAUGAAAUUUGACAUUAGAAUGAGCUUGGAUAUCAUGCUCAAACAUCUAACCCCUAAGUAUUUUAUUAUACUAUGCUAAUUACUUUAUGGUAUUUUUGCAGUUCCUGAAUUUUAUGUGGGUGUAGUUUGGGAGUGAUGAGCAACUCAUCCAAAGCAAAACUGAGACUUUGCCCCAAGGUUUGUCCCACGAAAAGCAAAAGAUUGCAGGAAUUGCCAAAGGAAUAAAGCAAAGUGAAGUUGAUGUAAACAGUGUCGUUUGUUGUUUUUGCAUUUUUGUAUGAAACGUCCUAUCUAGUAUGUGAUCUUGUUAAUAAUGACUAGGUUUGAUGUUGUCUAUGUUAUGAUAAUAAUUUCAAUGUCUUAAUUCUUUCUUCA